UGCUAUCUUCACACUACAUUGCAGAUACGGAUACUCCGCGCGCGAAUUGGCAGAUGCGAACGACGUACGCACAUACCACACGCCACGCCAAAACCCAGCCUCUCCCGCGUGUCCUUUGUGAAAAGAGGCAUUGUUUUAUUUUAUUUCAUCUUUAAAAAAAAUACUUCUGACGUUUUACCCCUCCGACCGCCGCCGCCGCCGCCGCCGCCACUACCAGCCCCUCCACGCGCGCCAUCAGAGCUCAAUCAAAGUCAUCGCGACGGACGUUCUUAGAACCUGACAAAACCUUGUCGCGAUACACGAUCGCCUGCGCGCAUUCCGCCACUUCCUCCGCCUCUCCCUACUCCCACCCUUUGAAGUAACAGAACAAACGUUGCCCAACAUGUCCGGCUGGGUGGAUUGGUCCAAGACCACGCAAUCCCGCAACUAUCGCGGCUCGACCUCGUUCGCGACGUUCAUGAUCAUCGGACCGACCUGCUUCUUCCUCGGCAUCCUCUUCGCCUCGUUCCCCUACGACUUCCCCCUCCUCUGGACCUCGGCGCCCGUCCCGGACACCUUCUUCCAGCACCUCGAGACCCACCUCAAGUUCAUGCACCAGUCCCCGCCUCUCAUCGGCCGCCUCCUUAACAUCAUUGUCUUCACCGGCUUCCUCGGCUUCUUCAUCAAGCUCUUCCGCCCCUCCGAGGCCAACGUCCUCUUCGACGGCGCCUCCCUGGUCCUGUACCUCAUCGGCGUCGGCGUCUACAUCACCAACAUCGUCAAGGGCCUGCGCUCCGUCUCGGCCGGCAUCUGGGACGACCCCAACUUCACCGGCGAGGUUACGGACGGCCAUGUCGAGGGCGAAAUCAUCCUCGGCAAGGAGGACAGCCUGAAGGUCCUAGCCGCGAGCAACACCAUCCUCGCGCUCGUCCUCGUCGGCGUCUUGGUGCUGCAGGCCGGCCAGUGGUAUGCCGAGCGCAAAGACCGCGAGGACAUUGUGAAGCUCGAGCAGGAGGAGAGGAGCAACAGCAAGGGUUCCGGGUCGCACAAGAAGAAGCAGUGAGGGCGGCUGAUUGACCGACUGCCGCUCUGAUUCCUGCUGCGCUCAGAACGUGGAGUGCCGCAGCGUCGCUUGUUGUAUUUGGUAUAUGCUCUACCCCUGUAGAAGGGUUUCGUAGCUGGCAGCACAUCGUGCAUCUUGUGUUGUUCAUCAUCUCAUAGUCUCCACACAAGCGGCAUCACACGUACGAAGGCAAUAUUAAGUUACACUCGUAGUGUUUUUUUCC
This is a messenger RNA of Colletotrichum destructivum, 1265 nucleotides long. Its product is annotated as Putative secretory component protein Psh3/Shr3. Gene Ontology annotation, biological process: endoplasmic reticulum to Golgi vesicle-mediated transport. Bases 383 to 1042 code for a protein of 219 amino acids. The record is from RefSeq and is a predicted model, not a curated record. NCBI's taxonomy places the organism in Eukaryota, Fungi, Ascomycota, Sordariomycetes, Glomerellales, Glomerellaceae. The transcript has 2 exons. Gene Ontology annotation, cellular component: endoplasmic reticulum membrane.